CCUGGAAAAUGUUUUGAAACUUUCCCUUGUAUAAAAUGCAGUAUGCCAUGGAGCCCGUUGUGGCCAGUGGAUACUUGUCAGAUGGGGAGGCGACUUUGGAAUCAAUUAAUCUCGCACCGAUUGAAGGUCAUCAGUGGAAUCAGUUACAGGAUGGUACGAUUGAGGUGACUGAUCGGCUUCCCAAGAAAGACUACUAUCUAAGCUUACGGAGAUUCAAUACUACAAUCUCUAACGCCGGUACCACGCAGCGGAUGGGUAGCAUAUCCAGUGGUUCAGCUCUGGGACCAGUAAACGGUACUUCUGCAGCAGCUGGAGGUGGUACAUUUACUGCUUGUGGACCAAACAAACCGUCAGGGACUAAUGCGCUCUCUACUGGCAGUACGUUCCGUGGCCGUACAAAUGCUUCACUUUUGGAUUUUAAACCAUCUGGGAAAACGGUCGAUUGUACCGUCGUCAUGUUAGACGGCACGGCUAGAGAGUUUCGGAUCGACCGAGCUGCCUACGGUCAACAAUUAUUCGAGUCUGUGUGUGCACAUCUUGGCCUUCUGGAGGUGGAAUACUUUGGAAUUACAUUUUACGACACAGCCAAUAAUCUGUUUUGGUUAAACCUGCAUCAGAAAAUUGCCAAGCAAUUGGGGAAGAACGAUUGGCAAUUCGAAUUUCAAGUCAAGUUCUACCCGUACGACAUUGAUUCGAUCCGAGAAGACCUCACACGUUAUUACCUGUGUUUACAGGUUCGGCAAGACAUAGUUAGUGGACAAUUGCCUUGUUCCUUCAUGACCUAUUGCCUACUUGGCGCAUACAUCGUGCAAUCCGAGGCCGGCGACCAUGACCCAAACCAACACGUGGGCAUCAAGUACAUACAAGAUCACCCGUUCGCUCCGCACAUUUUACAGACACCGGAGAUGCUUGAGCGUAUUGUACAGUUGCACAAACUUCAUCGUGGAAAAUCACCUCAAGAAGCUGACCGGCUGUUUCUGCAAAACGCACGGGUGUUGGCUCUAUACGGCGUUGAUCUACAUCGAGUAAAGAACUCUCAGGACAAAGACGUCAGUUUAGGAGUGUACUAUGGCGGUAUCCUGGUAUAUCGAAACAGACUUCGCCUCAUGCGAAUUUCGUGGCCCCGGAUUAUAAGCCUAUCUCAUCGUGGUCGGCAUUUCGUUGUGGUUCUUCGACCGAGUGACACAGAGAAUAUGGAUCGAAACAUGUCCUUCAAAUGUAUCAACACCACUGCCGCAAGGCGUCUCUACACAGUCACUGUGGAGCACCAUGCGUUCUUCAGAUUACGUGGAUCAGCAAGGCCAAAGAAACCCAGUUUUCUCCCCUCCUUUGCUACUCGCAAGUACCACUAUCCGAGCAGUAUUCUUCACUCGCCCACCAUGUAUUCUCCCGGGGAUGGGGUUUCACGUCCACUGUCCAACUUCCGCCCAAUGCCUUCUCAUCCGAAAGACACUGGUUUCUUUACUUUGUCUGGCCGUCCUGAUGAUGUCCAUAUUAAUGGCGCUAUUGCUAGUCAGUAUCAAUACCAGCCUGCGAUGUAUGUGGGGGACGCGAUGCAACCACUUUACCAGGAUGGCCAGCAAAUGGCGAAUGGUCUGCCGGCGUCAGGGCCCCAAGGAGCGCAACGCCAUCUCCCCAGUGGCACAGCUGCUCCCACUUCUUCCGCCGCUCCCAGCACAGCGCCUAUCGUACUGUCCAGGCCCACUUUUGAGGCUGAGCACUGGCGCAUCUCUCCCGCCGACCGAACACAGGGCCUGGGUAUCGAUUCUCGCGGACUGGAUGUGGCUGCUCAGCGCGGCUCUGGCUGGCAGGGUUGUCGAUCCAACAAGGGUGUGAAAGCUCCCGGUUCUUACUAUUACGAGGCAGCUUGCUUGGAAGAUGGUCUUGUCCGUGUCGGAUGGUCGACGAACGACGCCAGCUUGGACCUCGGUGUGGACAACUACGGAUUCGGUUUUGGUGCCGAUCUAGUUGGAGCCGCUGGCGCCAAGGGGACUGGACGCGUGAUGCAUCGAGCAAUGGGUCACGACUAUGGAGUUUCCGUCCACCAAGGGGAUGUUUUAGGAUGUUUGCUGGAUUUGGAUAAAGGAUCGGUGACUUGGUCUUGCAACGGCAAAGUAUUCCAGCGAGCCUUCACCAUUCCCGAUCAGCUCAGAGGCGAAUCCUUCUUCCCAGCCGCUAGCCUGAAGGACUCGCGCAUUCUUUUCAAUUUUGGUGAUCAAAGUUUGGAAUUUCAUCCUGGCGGCCCCUUCGUACCCGUGGCCCAAGCACCAGAUGACAGCGAGGUGCCUAACCGCAAUUCCGGCUGGCGGUUAAACCCAUACGACGCAUCGGUUGGUCUGGACGUCUCACCGGAUGGCAGCAUGGCUCAGGCGCACCUCGGACGCGGGUGGCAGGGGUGUCGUGCGAAUCAAGGUGUUCGUGGAUCUGGUCGCUUCUACUUCGAAGUUGUCCCGCUCGAGUCCAUGGGAUUGUACCGCGUCGGCUGGUCCACCGAAGAAGGAAGCCUGAACCUCGGGUCCGAUCGUUUUGGCUACGGUUAUGGCGCUGAUAACGAAGGGUUUGGCCUAAACGGCCAACAAGGCAAACGUGUGCAUCGAGACGAGAUUGAGAAUUACGGUGAGGCUUUCACCAAAGACGAUGUCAUCGGUUGCUUCGUUGAUACCGUUGAGCAUAUAAUCAAAUGGUCGAAGAAUGGCAUGGAUUUUGGCGAGGCCUAUCGCAUUCCCGCCGAUGCAACCCCCGGAACCACCACUGCCUUCUUUCCUGCUGUUUCACUUCUUAACUCCACAGUGGAAUUCAACUUCGGGGACAAACCAUUCCAAUUCUAUCCUGGGCCCGAUUGGACUCCUGUUUGUUGCACCCCCGCGGAUUACGUCAAGCGCACGCGUCGGAAGGGACCGGAAGUAAGUGCACGCCUCUAUCUACCGCAUCCCAUUUCACACAGUGUGUCACUGGGACAACUGACUGGUUUUUUUCCACUCUGCUCUCGGAAAUUCUCCUCCCUCUUAUGACCCCUGAAACUCAAUAGUUUGGAGUUCAUUGUCAAAUGAAAGUGUGGCUAGACCCUCUGACGCGUUUGGGCGACCGCAUAUUCUUAGAACUCACUUUCCAGUCGUUUUUUCUAUCUUGUUGCUCUAGUACUAUUUGUACCUCCAUCCGCAAACUACGCACUACAUUAGCUCUGUGUAAUUCCUCCAAACAUUCCAUAUCCAAUUCGAUCUGGGUAUGCAGGUUCACUUCUUACAAAGGACUGUGUAAUUAAGCGGAUAGCGAAAAUGUGCGCACUCUAGCAUGCCCCUCAAUUUUCCGCCUUAUCGUGUGUGUGCAUUGAAUGACACCUGCGUUCCAAUUCACUCGUUUCACUUUCAUCUCUUUCCUCGGCAGCCCGUGUUUACAGCCUCCCCAUCACCUUCUACACUCAGCCGUCAUGCACAGUGUGCGAGAGAAAUCGUUGUAGGCUAUUGUGUGGUUGCGGUUGGGCUCAUUUCCGCUGUUUGAGCUCUGAACUAAUGAAGUUGUCUUUAUUGGUGUGCGUGCGUGCAUGUGUCCGAAGUAUACAGUGCGAAUGCUUGUUAUCACUAAAUGGGCUGAUUUGCAUGUAUCUGUUUGAUAGGUUGUCCAGACAUCUGGAGUAUAGUUUUAAUUAGAGCAAUAACGAAGUUGUUUAAAAAGGAUGAGUGAUGUGGAACCUGGGAGAUUCUCAAUUUGUUCAACCUGUUUGGCUUGUUGAACUUAUCGCUGGGGCGACUAUCCCCCAGGGUGCUGCGAAUUGGUUUCCACUAUAGUCAAGAGUGUUACGCUUUUGAAUUUGCGAUUUCCGGACACUACUGAGGUUUCGCUCUGUGCCCAAGCAAAUAGCGUCCUCGGAAAUACACUCUUACUCCGAGUUUUCUUGGGGGAGUUCUAGCGGUCAUGGAUGUUUUUGCUCCUCGUCACACUUCCGUCUCGUCUCCGACAAAACGAAAGUGAUCACUGAAUUCAGAUGUUUCCGUUAUAACCGUCGCCGCUUUGGUUUUACCGUCCUCACUUGGUACUGUUCCCUAGUUGAAACGUAAGUUUCGGGUCUUGCGAACUCGGAUGACACGUCCUGUUCGACUUCGUCGCCCAGUAAUUUCUACCUCACUUUAUCGAGCCGAACGCGGAUCUUGUACCACUAUCCGCGACUCUUAGAGAAAACAGAGAACAUUAGUGAUAGCGUUUAUGUGACUUAGCCAAAGGCGACACAUGGUGCGUGCAUCUUAGUAUUUGUGGAACGGUGGCGUAACUGCCACCUGCUAACUGGAAGCGACGAUGAUUGUCAGGAUGAUGUAUGUGCCCCACUCGAUAGCGGUACGACUCAGGGGAUCACAGUCGGUCACCUGGUGUCUCUGGAGCAUAAAGGAAAUAAAUGCCAUCUGAUAACGUUGACAUCGGUAACGCAUUGCGUAAACAUUCUACGGGAACAAUAUAGCAUACUUGGAGUUUGGGAACCCCUUCGUCCGAUGAGAAUCACCCCCUCUCAGAUGACACACACACACACAGUUCGGUAAGCUUUUCCUGCCUCACUCGAUGCUAUUUUUUCCAUAAGCUGCCUUUCCUCUAAACUCCAUAUAUCGCAUCCUUGAAGUAAACACUCGGAGUUAGCUAACGAUGACCCAACCUAGGUUACAGUCAUUGGCUUCUUCGUAUCCAUCUUUUCACGCAGUUAUAGUGGAAAAUUUUCAUUUGUGGAGAUUCGUCGCAGUUAGACUCAGGCGGACAGCCGCCACACAUCCAGGAAAGCGCUAGGCGGCCGCUUCUUCGUAUUGGGACUCGUCAGUAGCGCGCACCCGCCGAAUCUUGCCGGGUUCGAACUUACGACCUUACUCUUGCGAGCCGACGACUUAUGCCACUGAGCCAUGGGCGAUGGCAGCAGACCGCUAUGACUGAUAUCUAACUGCGAUGUAACGCGGCUGCGACGAAUUUUUAC
Messenger RNA from Dicrocoelium dendriticum, 4948 nucleotides. Lineage: Eukaryota; Metazoa; Platyhelminthes; Trematoda; Plagiorchiida; Dicrocoeliidae. The record is from the annotation of a GenBank genome assembly.